Messenger RNA from Kwoniella shivajii, 4083 nucleotides. RefSeq lists its product as uncharacterized. Gene Ontology annotation, molecular function: ATP binding; protein kinase activity; protein binding. NCBI's taxonomy places the organism in Eukaryota, Fungi, Basidiomycota, Tremellomycetes, Tremellales, Cryptococcaceae. Bases 1 to 4083 code for a protein of 1360 amino acids. The transcript has 6 exons. The record is from RefSeq and is a predicted model, not a curated record. Gene Ontology annotation, biological process: protein phosphorylation.
AUGACAAGUCUGUCAUCCUCUCUUCGUCCCCAUCCCGUCACCCACUCCCCUACCUCUUCAAUAUCCUCCCAAAACACCACCCCAACUUCACCUCACUUCGCACAAAACGGAAGUCAAACCUCUCGUCAUCCGUAUGCCUCUUCCCAUCACCUUGAGCCACAACCGCGUCAUCAAUCAUCUCUCAAUUCUAUCUCCACUUCAGCAACGUCUUCAUCCUCCGUUAACGUGAUACAUCAUCGAAGACCUCCUACUCCACCUCUGCUUCGACCACCUUCGGGACAGCCGUUCAAUGACUAUCUCAAAGGAUGGGGUCAACAAGAAUUGGCUGCUUUCCUCAACCUACACCGAUGUGGACAGUAUGCAGCGGCUUUCCAGAAGAACGAUAUAGAUGGGAAGGUCCUGUUGGACUUGGACAUGUCAGCGUUGAAGGAGAUUGGAAUAGCGAAAGUUGGAGAACGGGUGAAAUUGUUAGGAGGGAUCAAGGAUCUUCGGAAGAGAGCAGCUGGAAGCGCAAGAACGUCAACGUUGACAAUGAGGUCUGGAAGUGUCAGAAGUGUGGCUACACCGCCUAGUGAAACAUCAGAAGAAAUCAUAUCUCCUCUACUUCCUGAAUCUGUCCGAUCACACUCCCGGCUCGCCCAACCUUCUUCCAGCUCUAGCUCAAGUUCAACGAGACGACUCAACACCUCUCGACCUCCGCCUUUAGAUCUGCAGCAAUACAAAUCCUCUCGUCCUCUUCCGCAAGCAUAUCAAAACAACUUGCCUUCAGCCACGUCAUAUCGAUCGACUACUACUACACCCAGACCUAUCCCAUCUAUACAGCAAUCAGUAUCUUCCAGACCCACAUUGCCCUCCCAAUCCAGCUCGAAUGCAACGAUCACACUCUCCAACAGUAAUGGCAUUUCUGUUCCUGCUCCCAAUAUCUCGCGUCAAAAUAGUUUACGACCCCCACCGUCAAGAGAUCCCAGCCGUAAAUCGCCCAGUCCGAUUAACGUUGAUUCAUCGAAUUUCGCUUCUCGCCCUUUACCUCCCGACCCAAGCGCAUCUCAACAGUCCUCAGCAGCUGAAUACGCAUCUGCGUAUACACAACAGAACCAACAUAGGCAGGGCGAGAGCGGUAGACAAACACCAACCUGGGCGCAGAGUGACAACGACUUUGGUCUACCUAAAGGACCUGCAUCUGGAAGUGGUUCAAGGGUUACUUCUGUUCGAUCAAAUGACUCUGCGCAUCGUAAAUCUCCAAGUAUAUCUCAAGCUGGAGGAACGACGCCCAAGCAGAUUAGCCCGAUCAAGGGGAAAUUCCCCUCUAUAAUGGGUUUGGGAGGAAGAUCAGCACCACAACAUCCUUUCGCUGCUGCCAGUAGGAGUAGAGACGAACUCGUUUUAGAACGGCAGAAUUCGGACAAUCUCGCUUCAAGCACCAGCAGUCUGCCAUCAAAACGAGCGGUGACACCCAAUCCUGGAUAUGUUGUAGGAAGAACCGUUACUUCUUCCGAUCGUACGAGAAAUAAAACUGGAAAUGAAUCUUUGGCAAGUACUGUUUCAUCCAAUAACAGCCGAGGUGCACCUUCACUGGAUGACCUUCGACGUCAACUUGUCAAGUUCGUCAAUGCAGAAGAUGGAACGAUGAGAACGGUGAACGUAAUGCAUGCUUCAAGUGGUGUAGAAGUGCUUGAGAGAGCUCUAAAAAAGUUCGGGAAAUGGGGUACUGGCGUACAUGUACACACAGACACCGAGAGUGAUGAGGAUGGAGAAAGGCUGGAGGUAGAUGGAUGGGGUGUCUAUGCCGAUAGUGACCCAGACAAUGAUUCGAGACCGUUGUCUGAAGCUGAUUUACUUGGAAUUUGCCUCUCACAUCGAGAUGGGACAUCGAUAAGGGAUAAAGGGCUAACCCUUCGUCGAACAAGAAAGCUUCAAAAUCGAAAGAACAUGAAAGACUACCUGGGAGAAGCCCCACCUCAACCCAUGUCUCCAGCUUCACCGACACCCUUCUCUGGACCUCGAUUUGGGGAACACGCCAAUCUACUUACCCCUGUCAAAUCCGCAGCUUCGAAAAAGAUGAACAGAGCUAGUACUGUUAGUGUUAUGUCUGGCCUAGGAGUACCCAUGCCCGAAGUCCCUCCUUCUCCAAGUACAGCUAGAAGCCCGUCUUCAGCGAGUUUCAUCAGUGCAAAGAAGAAAUCGGUCUACAACUUUUUCGGUCAUCGUCCACCUAGUGAAUUGAUCUCAAAUCACUUGGCGGAAUACUUCCCUUCUGCAAAAAGGAAAGAUGUCGAGAAAGCUAGACAUAGUAUGCUCAGAAUGAGCAGUGGGUCUGGUCUUCGAAGAGGCAGUAUCGCCCCUUCUGAUUCUCUUGGAAGAUUGAGUUUUGAUUCCACGUUCGCUCCAUCAAUGAAACGAUCCAGUGUUCGGAUCGCCGAGCCCAUGGCAGAAUUUAAAGCUUCUCCCCCUAGCAGAAGUACAAGACCUGGAAGUAGGGCAACGAUGAUCUCAUCUCCACCACCAGCUGGAACAAUCCCAGAAGAGGAAAGUGAGAUUUUGGGCGAAGAACAUCCACCAAGAUUAUCAGUAUCACACGAUGAUGGUAUUCAAACUCGACCUCAUAUAGAUGGCGAAUCUGAUGCUGAUUCGUCGGCAUCAGUUGAAAGUCAACCACCCCUACUGCCACCAUUUCAACCUUCAGGUGAAUCGUUGGCCGAAUCACUAGUGAACUAUUCUCCGACGCCAAAGCAAAGUAGACCGAAAUCGAUAGCAUUGCGACGAAGGGGUUCUGCGGAUUCAUCGAGAUCUAGAUUCUCAAUGUUAUCGCAAUUAAGACGUAAUAGAGAUAAAACAGAUACAGCGUCACUAUUGACCGUGGACGAAAUCACUGCAGAAGUUGAGAAUAGGCGAUCAAGCACAAUCACAUUUGAGGAAUCCGAUGACGAUGAAGAAGAAGUUAUCCUUCCACCUGCACCACCGAUAGUGCCCGGAGGAUUCAAUGUACCCCUAGACCAAGGUGAUAGUGAUGGAGAUGAUGAAAGUGACGCGACGGAGACGGAAACAGAGACAGAGACGGAAGACGAGUCAACUGAAGAGGACGAAACAGAAAGUGAAAGUGAAGAAGAUGAAGGCGAAAAUGAGCACGGGAAAGCGUUUACUUCGACCGGAUCUAAGCGAAUCAUCAAAUGGAUCAAAGGUGCUUUGAUCGGAGCUGGAUCAUUUGGUUCAGUCUACUUAGGGAUGGACGCACACUCAGGUCUGCUGAUGGCUGUGAAACAAGUCGAGCUACCUACUGGAUCGGCAAGGAACGAAGAUAGAAAGCAGAGUAUGGUGUCUGCCUUGGAGAGGGAGAUCGAGUUGUUGAAGGAAUUGCAACACGAGAAUAUAGUCCAAUACCUAGACUCAUCAGCAGACGACAACCACCUCAAUAUUUUCCUAGAAUACGUUCCCGGUGGCUCAGUAGCAGCUUUACUGAGCAAUUACGGCGCUUUCGAAGAAGCAUUGGUUAAAAAUUUCGUCCGACAAAUCCUCUAUGGGUUGAACUACCUUCACGAGAGGGAGAUCAUCCACCGAGACAUCAAAGGCGCCAACAUUUUGGUCGACAACAAAGGUGGAAUCAAAAUUAGCGAUUUCGGUAUCAGUAAAAAGGUUGAAAAUAACCUAAUGACUGGUCUCAAAGCGAAUCGACCUUCUUUACAAGGUUCAGUCUUUUGGAUGGCUCCCGAGAUCGUUAAACAAACUUCGUACACCUCAAAAGCGGACAUCUGGAGUGUUGGUUGUUUAGUAGUGGAGAUGCUCUCCGGAUCACAUCCUUAUCCCGGAUUAACCCAGAUGCAAGCCAUCUUCAGGAUUGGGUCACAGAUGCCUGUCCCAGAAAUCCCAUCAGAUACCUCUUCCGAUGCUGCCGAUUUCCUCAGAAGAACAUUUGAAAUAGAUCACAAUGCUCGUCCAACAGCUGCUGAACUCCUUCAACACCCAUUCAUAGCCCUACCGAAGAAAUCGAGAGAUAAUGCUAUCUCAAUCGCUGAUGCUCAAAGAACCAUGGGAAUGGCCAUGGCGAGUGCUAAUCAGGGUAUGGGCGGAUUCAUGGGAAAGGCAUAA